Aspergillus ruber CBS 135680 is the source of this 1327-nucleotide messenger RNA. RefSeq names its product DUF4419 domain-containing protein. NCBI's taxonomy places the organism in Eukaryota, Fungi, Ascomycota, Eurotiomycetes, Eurotiales, Aspergillaceae. Bases 296 to 1255 code for a protein of 319 amino acids. The transcript has 4 exons. The record is from RefSeq and is a predicted model, not a curated record.
CCUUAGGCGACGAAUAUUAUUUAGGGCUACAUUAUUAGUUAACUAUCUAUGAUACGUCUGUACAAGGCUCCUGGGUCAUAAAUCCUAUUCUAUGUAUAUAUGAAGUCUUUUUUUUUCUUUCCUUCCUCCUGUUCAACCAUUCCCCAAUUCUCCCCAACCAUUUCCCAAACCUCUCCUUACUAUCCUCAUCUCUCAAAUUACCUCCUUGCCCAUCUCACCAUCAGAAUGCCAGUUAUGCUGACCACGGCGAACCACACCAAUUGAAGAUGAACGGUUUCCAAAGCCACCAUUGCUAAUGAGCUUACCGAGCGGGCAUGUCCAAAAGAACAUCGACGGAGCACAGGUGCUGCAAAAAAAUCACAUCAGCCCUUCUAAUCACGGUUUUGUUCGAGCUGUUUUCCAUGCAUAUAGCUUCCAUCAACAUAUCACGCUGCGUCCAGAAGAUGUCUGGUUCUCGAAUUUGUCACAAUUGUCGUCCUUCAUCAACGCGCAGGACGGGAGCAUCAAUAUUGUGGAAUUGGGUGAAUUGGCAGUUCGCAUGACUGACAUGGUUGAGCAGAAUGUCGUCAAUCCUCAGCUCCGGACGUGGAUCAUGCCUUCGUUUAGUACCACCGCGGACUCGGAUAAAGUCGUCGCAGCAACCCUCAUGAUGGGCUCCUUGCAGAAGUACUUCUCGUACAGAAUGUCACUCUGCUACGGGAUUUCAUCGGUGACAUUACUCAGAAACCGCGAGGAUUGGGAGCAAUUGGUGAUAAAACUCGACAAUAUCCCUACACUAGGAAAGGGGCCCCACAACUUUUGCUCCGGGAGCGGUCCCCACUAUCUCCACGGACUGAUCGCUACUUUCUGCUUCCGGGGCGAAAUGAAUGACUCCUGUAUCAAAUUUGGGCUUGAAAAGGUUCUGUCUCACCGCGUGGAGAUGAACGAUAUCCGAAGCGUACUUACCUCAGUUCCCGUGACAGUCAACGAUAACGGCGGUGUGCAUGAGACCAAGAUGGUUGCCGGUAUGGUAGGUAUACAGGCUACAUCCAAUGGAUAUCCUAUGGAUCGAGCGCGUGACUAUGAAUAUGGGCCUGGUGGCAAAAGAGUUUCCGCUGGCCCUGUUGACCAACCUAAUUCGGAUUCAAUUCAGCUCGUCUCAGGCUGGUGGACGUGUGAUAUGGAGAGUUCAGAGAUAAAGCAAGCGCGGCAGAAGGAGAAACAAGCCAUCAUAGACGGGCUUAACAUGUUGAAAUAUGCCGAUAAUAGUUACUAGGCUAAAAAGCGGGAUUACCAGUUGCGCAGGAAAUUGGAUGACGAGCUGAAUGGACCGAGGGUCAUGUUCUAA